This is a messenger RNA of Sipha flava (yellow sugarcane aphid), 1729 nucleotides long. RefSeq lists its product as uncharacterized. The coding region runs from base 298 to 1509 and encodes 403 amino acids. The transcript is spliced from 5 exons. Lineage: Eukaryota; Metazoa; Arthropoda; Insecta; Hemiptera; Aphididae. The record is from RefSeq and is a predicted model, not a curated record. Gene Ontology annotation, cellular component: H4/H2A histone acetyltransferase complex; nucleus. Gene Ontology annotation, biological process: regulation of DNA-templated transcription.
AAAUGAUAACGUAGUGUUUAAAUUGACUGCGAAUAGACCGACCCAUCUUAAUUCGUCUCUGCAACCUAAGGUUUAUACUUAAUUGAUUAUCUAUUAACUACAAAUCUAUAAUCUAUAACACUUAUACAGCGAUAUUUAACUUACCGAUAUCAAAAAAUCGAUACAUCGAUCCAAAUCCCAAGUGAGGGUUAUUUUGAAGAAACAAUGAUAGCGGUGCUUCGUACCUACACUCUCAUUCGUUGCUGAAACCAACUUUCUCAGUUGUACGUGAUUAACACUCUUAUCUCCAUCGUCAUCAUGUCUUACCAGUCAGCGGUCAAAGCGGUGAAGUCUGUAAUCGAUGGCAAGUCAGGCAAAGCAGAGCCUGUUGUCCAAUCGAUAGUACCGAAGAGUUUUCAUUGGAACAAAAGAACUGAAGCGAGUUUGUUGUUCAACAUGAUUGGGUUGAAACCUUGUGGAAUGAAUAAACAUUUGAAUGUACUUCUGAUUAGAGAAAGAAUGGUUGAAGAACUAAAUUGUUAUGUAUCAACUCUUUACAUAUGGCAAUAUUUAAAUAUCAAAUGGGAUAUUGAAGUUGCUGACAAAUUUGAAGAUAUAUGUUCUGCAGCUACUAGGAUAGUUAAUUUUAAUUUACCAGCAGCAUAUGGACCCUUAAUACUUAAUGAAAUUCAUGAGAUGAAUAGAAAAAGGCUAUAUAAAGAUAGAUUUGAUGAAAUUAAUAGGGGGAAAGAAUUAGUUAGUAUUAAAAGAAGGAAGUCUAAUUCUAUGUCCUCAGUUGAAAUAAGUGAAGUUGGAUCUGAUGAACCACCUGCUAGAACUCGAAGAUCAUUGCGAGCCUAUGACAAACUUUAUGAUAAAGAUCUUGAAGAUGAUUCAUCAAACAAAAAAAAAAUGUUACGUGUAAAUAAUAAAUCUUGUGAGCUUAACAAGACCAAAGAUUAUAAGCUGUGUAAUAAAAAGUCAUCAAAUCGAUCUAAGGAACUAGAGAAAAAUGAUAAAGUUUCAAAUAUAAGUAUCCGAAAAAGAAAAAGUCGUAAUGUGUCCGAGUCUAGUAUUAGCUCUGAUAAUAGCAAGCCGCAUACGAGUUAUAAAAAUAAUUUAAUGGACUUAACUAUUUCAGAUAGCUCUUCUAGGUCAAUAACUCCAGAGCUUCUGAGAGGUAAAACAUCAAAUCGAUCCAUUACACCAGAAUCAAUCAGUAGAAAAUCAAACUUACGCUCUGGUGAUAAAGACUUAAAGUCUAAACUUGCCCUAGAAAAAGCUUGUAUAAAAUUUGAUCAUCAUGUUGAAAUUAUUUUACCAGAAAUUAAAAUUGAACGAUUGAAGUCUGAAAAACAAAUAGCUGCUUUCAUGGAAUCAAAGUCAAAACAACCAGUACAGAAUAAAAGUGAAGCAAAUAAUAAAGUUAAAGGCAAAACACGUGGAAGAGUGACAUCUGAUUUUUUGGUUGUUCAACAAUCUCCUGAUGUACCUUUAGGUAGGCGGUCUUGUAGCAACAAAAGUUCAUAAUAAUGUACUACUACAAAGAAUUAAGAAAUCAUAUUAAGCUCAUAAAUUAAAAUUUAUUUACAAAAUUUAAUAUAUAUGUAACUAUACAUUUGGUCAUUUUAUUUUAACACAGUUGCCCUUUUUUUAUUUAUAGCAUUACACUCAGUUAUUUAAUGAUGUAAAUUGUUUGUUAAUAAUUCUCAGUAUCUUUUACAAAUUAUAUUUGUCAAUUCUUUUAAAA